CCCAAGUCACAAGUCACAACUAUAGAACAGUGAAGUGCACUGCUUUGUCAAACUUUUGAAUUCAAUCAUUACGUGGGUGAAACUUAAAUAUUUUUCCUGUUUUGUCGGUUCAAAAUCCAAUCUUUAAUUUUCUUAAUAAACCCAGGAAUGUCGCACAAUAUAAUCAAACUCCCCCAAAUUUCACCUACCACAAUCCAAAAUCCAACCUUAAAUCUCCCCCAAUUUUCACAAAUUUGCCCUAAUUUCUCCCAAAAUCAAUGGAUAAAUCUGAAGCAGAAAUUCCAUUUAAAAUCUCCGAAAGAAUCACACUUAACGGUACCCUAAUUCCCUUAACCUUCAACUCCGACGUAAUUCUCCGGUGGGUUGACGGCGGCGAUGAAAAGUCCUUGUCUUUGGAGAAGGAGGUUCUAGGAGUUUCAAUGGAAGAUUCUAGAAUCAUCCUCAAAUGUGCUGUUAAGAGCAGUGGUAGUGGUGGUGGGAUUCUCUGUUGCUCACCCACAGAAGGUUUGGUGAGGAAGAGUUUAGUUUUGGAAGCUUCUUCUCAGGAGUAUCUUCAGCUUUGGUUCCAGAAGCUGCGAGAAUUUCUCGAUUCUCUUGGUCGACCAAAGAGGCUGUUUGUUUUGGUGAACCCGUAUGGCGGAAAGAAGUCUGCGUUACAGAUAUUUGUUGAUACUGUGCGGCCAUUGCUUGAGGAUGCCGAAAUCCAAUUUACACUACAAGAAACCAAAUAUCAGCUACAUGCAAAGGAACUUGCUUAUGGACUAGAUCUUACCGAGUAUGAUGGUGUCAUUUGUGUUAGUGGUGAUGGCAUCUUGGUUGAGGUAGUGAAUGGCUUGCUGCAAAGGCAUGAUUGGGAUACUGCAAUAAAGAUGCCUAUUGGAGUGAUUCCUGCAGGUACUGGCAACGGUGUAGCUAAAUCUUUGUUGGAUUCAGUUGGUGAUCCUUGUUCUGCAGUUGAUGCCACUGUUGCAAUCAUUCGGGGUCACAAAACCUCCCUCGAUAUUGCUACUAUUUCACAAGGGAAGACAAGGUUUUUCAGUGUCUUAAUGCUUGCAUGGGGUCUUGUGGCAGACAUAGACAUUGAAUCAGAAAUAUGGAGGUGGAUGGGAGGGGCUCGUUUAGAUUUAUAUGCCGUAAAAAGAAUAUUUCAGUUGAGGAAAUAUAAUGGGCGUAUACAUUUCAUCCCUGCAUCUGAUUUCGAAGACUAUACGGAGAAAAUAAGCCAUAAAGCUAUAUCAGUUCAAGAUGUGCCAUUUUGCAGUUUGAAGAGAACGCAGACUGAUGCUCAAGAAAGUGGCUAUUUAGGGCCUAACAUUGACCUGGAAAACAUGAAUUGGCGGACCAUAGAAGGACCGUUUGUAUCAGUUUGGAUCCAAAAUGUACCUUGGGGAAGUGAAGGUUCAAUGCCAGCUCCUAAUGCCAAGUUUUCAGAUGGUUAUCUAGAUGUAAUCCUUAUGAAAGAUUGCGCGAAAUUGGGUUUGCUGUCAGUAUUGACUAGUUUGAGCAAUGGAAAGCAUUUGAAAUCGCCUCACGUCCUGUACUUUAAGGUGAAAUCCUUUAUAUUGGAGCCCGGAUCUCGUACUAAAGACUCAACAAAAGGAGGAAUCAUAGACUGUGAUGGCGAGGUGUUGGCCAGAGGUAAUGGUACAUAUAAGUGUGACGAAAAAACCUUGAUGUCCUACGAUAAUCUUCAAAUCACCAUUGAUCAGGGUCUAGCUACUCUAUUUUGCCCUACCCUUUGAGUAAAAAUUGUAUUUGUUUAUUCUAAUUUUACAAAUCACAUCAUGUAUUUUUUUAACAAACGUCAUAGGAUUUCACAUUUGAUCAACGAUUGUGUGUAAUUAGUUGCUUGGAAAGGAAAUUAUAUAUAUUUAUGCUUGGACUGCCAUUUCUGGCCCUUUUCUAUUUUUGGCAAAUUAUUUCAAUCACAAAUUCUUUGCAGAA
This is a messenger RNA of Chenopodium quinoa (quinoa), 1944 nucleotides long. RefSeq names its product sphingosine kinase 1-like. NCBI's taxonomy places the organism in Eukaryota, Viridiplantae, Streptophyta, Magnoliopsida, Caryophyllales, Amaranthaceae. Gene Ontology annotation, cellular component: intracellular membrane-bounded organelle; membrane; cytoplasm. Gene Ontology annotation, molecular function: kinase activity. The coding region runs from base 258 to 1742 and encodes 494 amino acids. The record is from RefSeq and is a predicted model, not a curated record. Gene Ontology annotation, biological process: sphingosine biosynthetic process. The transcript is spliced from 11 exons.